AUGGAGUUGCAAACGGUAAUCCCUCUGCACUCAAAGGAUGAUACUUGGAUGAACCGAGGCAUUGCUCUCGAGUUCACCCUCCACUUUGAUGAUGUGUUGGAUCCGGAGCAUCUCCGCCGGUCUCUAGAGAGAUUGAUGGAAAUCGGAGAGUGGAAGAAACUCGGCGCUCGCUUGCGUCUCAAUAGCACUGGCGGACUUGAAUACCAUAUCCCCAAGCAGUACGAUGCGAAACGCCCCGGUUUCACGUUUUCUACCGUCAAGCGGGAUGGGUGCCUUAACGAUGAGCCGUGUGCUUCAACAUUGCCCCGGGGGACUGAAUUCCCGACUGUGUUUCCAUUCUCGGCCUCUGAUAUCGAUGGCUUACUAUACAAGUCUGAUUCGCCGAGGAAACUUGAAGACUGGAUAUACACCGAUCGCCCGCAGCUUGAUAUUCAUGUUGUUACCUUCCCAGACGCCACAUUAGUGAAGCUGGCAUGGCUUCAUACCUUGAUGGAUGCUUCAGGGCGGGCCAGCUUGCUCAAGGCGUGGACGGCUGUUCUUCGCGGUCGCGAGGAUGAAGUGCCUCCAUUCCACGGGUUCUUUGAAGACCCCUUAGCAGAUUUAGAUGCGCGGCCACCGCUUGAAUGGUUCGUUCGGUCGCGUUGGAUGGUGAAGAUUCUGCAAUGGCUUGGACCGCUGCUGCUCAUUAUCCGGAUCAUCUGGGAGAUGGUUGGCUACCCAAAGUAUGAACAUCGAAUGGUUUGUAUACCCGGCUCGGUUGUCUCAGAGAUGCGAGAGGCCGCAAUGGAGGAAUUGGCUGUGGGCGGCGACGAAGGCAAGCCACCUUUUGUGAGUGAAAGCGAUGUCCUCGUUGCAUGGUGGGCCCAGUGUAUAGUUCGGUGCAUCCAACCACCUGUGGACAAGCCCAUCACUUUGCUGAACAACUUCAAUAUCCGGUCCACAUUUCCAGAGCGGUUUCCGCAGGGUACUGCGUAUAUUGGAAACGCAUGGCUGACUGCACAUGCCGUUCUAUCUUCCGGCCUUAUGCUUGAGCGACCUAUCAGUUACCUGGCUUCCAAGCUCCGCCAUUCUCUUCUGAACCAGCGCUCUAAACAGCAGGUUCAAGCCUAUAUGGCUGUUCAGGAAGAGGGCAUGAACAAGGCUAGGGGUGAAAUUGCGUCGUGGAUCGGUCUUUCAGAUAUGCUGAUCCACUGCUCGAACUGGCACCAGGCUAGAUUUUUCAACGUCGAUUUCUCCUCUGCAGUGGUUAGCUCAGGUUGCGCUAAUGAAACGAAGAGCCACUCGCUGGGGAAACCCUCGCUCAUCAUACCGAGAACCUUUUAUCGAUGGCCAAUGUUAUUGAAUCUUGGAUCGGUUAUUGGAAAGGAUGCGGAUGGGAACUGGUGGUUGGUGUGGCACUUGAAGAAGGGCGUGUGGAGGGAAAUUGAGAGGCAACUUGCAAGUAUGAGAAGGUAG
Aspergillus chevalieri is the source of this 1455-nucleotide messenger RNA. RefSeq lists its product as uncharacterized. The record is from RefSeq and is a predicted model, not a curated record. Bases 1 to 1455 code for a protein of 484 amino acids. The transcript has 2 exons. Lineage: Eukaryota; Fungi; Ascomycota; Eurotiomycetes; Eurotiales; Aspergillaceae.